Messenger RNA from Mesorhabditis belari, 1218 nucleotides. The record is from the annotation of a GenBank genome assembly. Lineage: Eukaryota; Metazoa; Nematoda; Chromadorea; Rhabditida; Rhabditidae.
AUGUGGGAUGAGAAUAAGACGAUGAAAUGUCUUGUAUGGAACGGGAAACAUAAUAUUGAGUACACCGAACAUCCGCGACCGAAAUUGACCGAACCGAAGGAUAUCCUGCUUCGGGUGACAGCGACAACGAUUUGUGGAUCGGAUUUGCAUCUACUCAAAGACACGUUUCCUGGGAUGAAGAAAGGGGAUAUUCCAGGUCAUGAAUUCAUGGGAGUUGUCGAGGAGAAGGGCGAAGGUGUGCAUAAGUUGAACAUCGGCGAUCGGGUAAUUGUCUCUUUUGCGAUAGCUUGUGGUGAAUGUUCGUAUUGUAAAAGAGAGGAGUUCACCGCUUGUGAGACGACAAAUCCAUCAACUGCAAUGGAAGCUGUUUAUGGACACAAAUGUGCAGCCUUUUAUGGAUAUUCACAUUUAACGGGCGGUGUGCCGGGAGGUCAAGCAGAGUUUGUUCGAGUGCCAUUUGCUGAUUUCAACUGCAUGAUUGUUCCGGAUGACAUCCCGGAUGAGAAAGCUCUUUAUAUGACGGAUAUCAUGGUUACUGGACUUCAUGGAAACAAAUGUGCUGAAGUUGGAGAAGGGAAAACGGUGGCAAUUUGGGGAAUGGGACCGAUUGGGUUGAUGGCUGCAAAAUGGGCGACAAUUCUUGGGGCAAAAAUGGUCAUUGGAAUUGAUUGUGUUCCGGAACGUCUCGAACUGGCUAAAGAUAGACUCCACAUUGAAACAAUUAACUUCAAAGAAGAGGACGUUUUGAAGCGUCUACCUGAGCUCCUUGGGGCAAACGAAUUGGAUUGUGCUAUUGAGUGUGCCGGUUUUGAUUACACCCACUCAUGGCUACACAAGAUCGAAACUUUUGUUGGCCUCGAGACAGACACCUCUGAGAUUAUCACGCAAAUCUUCAAAGCUGUUCGAAAGUACGGCAACGUUGGUUUAAUUGGUGACUAUGUGGGAUUGGCCAAUCAUUUCCCAAUCGGAGCAAUGAUGGAGAAGAAUUUGACGAUAAAAUCAGGGCAAACGCCCGGGUUACGGUAUUGGGAUUUCUGCUUGGAGAAGAUGCGAAGUGGAGAAAUGGAUCCAACCUUUCUCGUCACCCAUCGCGGUUCUCUCGCUGAUGGACCGACCUUCUACAAAGCUAUGUGCGAUCAAAAAGGAGGAUUGAUCAAAGUUUUCAUGCGACCAGAGAAUUUUGACCAAAAUGCAGAGAAACCAGUUUUAUUGGAUGCU